This is a messenger RNA of Macadamia integrifolia, 752 nucleotides long. RefSeq names its product 60S ribosomal protein L14-2-like. Lineage: Eukaryota; Viridiplantae; Streptophyta; Magnoliopsida; Proteales; Proteaceae. Gene Ontology annotation, biological process: ribosomal large subunit biogenesis; translation. The coding region runs from base 126 to 527 and encodes 133 amino acids. Gene Ontology annotation, molecular function: RNA binding; structural constituent of ribosome. The transcript has 5 exons. Gene Ontology annotation, cellular component: cytosolic large ribosomal subunit; ribosome. The record is from RefSeq and is a predicted model, not a curated record.
GCCAUCUCUAUUAUCUAGCCCACUAUAUAAUGUUAUAAAGCCCUACUUUCGUUUUCUCCGAGACGAAAACCCUAAAUUCCUGAAGCUCGUCCUCUUCGUCGCCUCUCUCGUACCCAGCAGCGAUAAUGCCUUUCAAGCGGUACGUUGAGAUCGGGAGAGUUGCUCUCGUUAACUACGGGAACGAUUAUGGGAAGCUCGUCGUUAUAGUCGAUGUUAUCGACCAGAAUAGGGCUCUUGUUGAUGCUCCUGACAUGGUGAGAAGCCAAAUGAAUUUCAAGAGGCUCUCACUGACAGAUAUUAAAAUUGACAUCAAGAGAACCCCAAAGAAGAAUACCCUGAUUGCUGCCAUGGAGGCAGCAGAUGUGAAGAAUAAGUGGGAGAAAAGUUCAUGGGGCAGGAAGCUGAUUGUCCAAAAGAGAAGGGCCUCUCUCAACGACUUUGACAGGUUCAAAAUCAUGCUGGCAAAGAUCAAGAGGGGUGGAGCUAUCAGGCAAGAGCUUGCAAAGCUGAAGAAAGAGAGCGCAUGAGUAGAGUUGAUUUGGAGAAAUCAAUUUUGUUUGUGGUUUUUGAAGUUGUCAUCAGUAACUAAAUUUUUAUUUUUUCGCUCGUCUUAUCUUGGUACUUGUUAAGAGGCUAAAGCAUUUCGAUUGGUAGUAAUAUUGGUCAAUGCAUCGGAUAUGAUCAGUUUUAGUGAGAAUUUUUAUUGUUCAGUAAACUCAUUAAUUUUUGAAUCUAUAUUGCUCGUGUGAACA